Molecule: messenger RNA, 417 nt
Organism: Urocitellus parryii (Arctic ground squirrel)
Lineage: Eukaryota; Metazoa; Chordata; Mammalia; Rodentia; Sciuridae
Product: keratin-associated protein 2-3-like
Source: RefSeq, a predicted model, not a curated record
AUGACCGGCUCUUGCUGUGACUCCUGCUGUGGCUCCUGCUCCUCCCAAAGCUGCGGAGGCUGYUGCCAGCCCUGCUGCUGCCGCGACCCCUGCUGCUGCCGCCCCGUGUCCUGCCAGACCACCGUGUGCCGCCCUGUGACCUGUGUGCCCCGCUACACGCGCACCAUCUGUGAGCCCUCUGGCCGCCCCAUCUGCUGYGACCCCUGUGGCCUGCAGGAAGGCUGCUGCCGCCCCAUCACCUGCUGCCCAACGUCCUGCACAUCCGUGGUCUGCAGACCCUGCUGCUGGGCCUCCACCAGCUGCCAGAUCAUCAGUGUGCAGGCGCCCUGCUGCCGCCCCCCCUGCUGCCAGCCUGCKCCCUGCCGCACCAUCUGCAGGACCUCCAGCUGCAACCCCUGCUGCAACUCCUGCUGCUGA